This is a messenger RNA of Ilex paraguariensis (yerba mate), 2091 nucleotides long. NCBI's taxonomy places the organism in Eukaryota, Viridiplantae, Streptophyta, Magnoliopsida, Aquifoliales, Aquifoliaceae. The record is from the annotation of a GenBank genome assembly.
GUUGCAAGGGAAAUCAGUCAGCCAGCGCGGUAGGCCUACCGCCACCAAAUGCCGUCUCUCUCUCCCCCCUACAAACAGUUACCCUGCCCGUAAAUCAACCAAACUCGUAUCCACGGUUAGAUUCUUCCGCUGAACGUCUCAGAUCUCUCCAUGACCUCAGCCCUAGCUGCCCUAUGUUCAAAUUUCAAAAUAUUUUUUGUUUUCGCAGCAUUCGGUCACUCACAGUUGACACCAAAAUUGAAAACAGUCAAAAAAAUUUCCAUACGAUCUAUCCUGGCAAGCCCAAUCAGAUUGUAUCGUCACUCGUUUACCUCACCUGCAUGAAUCUUGAUCACAACUCCUUUUCGUCUUUCUUUCGGAAGACCACACAGAAGAAAACCCUCGUACGAGUCGUGAGAUAAGUGGAGAGAGCUGAUGCUCAUUUAUUUUCUCUCUCAGAACUCUCUCUCUCGACGCUUUCUCGCUCUAGUAACCCUCUCAAGUUGCAGUAUUGAAAUACUUCCAUCAUGUUUGGUCGUGUUCCAAAAAGAAGCGAUAACACCAAGUACUAUCACGUUCUUGGUGUUUCAAAAAGUGCAAGUCAAGACGAACUCAAGAAGGCAUAUAGGAAAGCUGCGAUGAAGAAUCAUCCUGACAAAGGUGGAGACCCUGACAAGUUCAAGGAGUUGUCUGAAGCAUAUGAAGUUUUAAGCGACCCUGAAAAAAGAGAUGUUUAUGAUCAAUAUGGUGAAGAUGCCCUUAAGGAGGGAAUGGGUGGGGGCAGUGCUGCUCAUAAUCCAUUUGAUAUAUUUGAAUCCUUCUUUGGUGGAGGUUUUGGUGGUGGUGGUAGUUCAAGGGGUAGGAAGAAACAAGGUGAAGAUGUAGUGCACACUCUGAAGGUUUCAUUGGAGGACUUGUACAAUGACACAACUAAGAAACUCUCUCUUUCCAGGAAUAUCUUGUGCCCUAAAUGUAAAGGGAAAGGUUCAAAGAGUGGGGCAUCUGGUAGAUGUUAUGGAUGCCAAGGUACUGGAAUGAGGAUUACAACACGGCAGAUUGGACCAGGCAUGAUUCAGCAGAUGCAGCAUGUGUGUCCUGAAUGCAGAGGCUCAGGAGAGGUCAUCAGUGAGAGAGAUAAAUGUUCACAGUGCAAAGGAAACAAGGUUUCACAAGGAAAGAAAGUGCUGGAAGUGCAUGUUGAGAAAGGGAUGCAGCAUGGGCAGAAGAUUGUGUUCAAGGGUGAAGCUGAUGAAGCUCCUGAUACUGUUACAGGAGACAUUGUUAUCAUAUUGCAACAGAAGGAGCACCCCAAGUUCAAGCGGAAGUUUGAUGAUCUUUAUGUAGAACACCCCCUCAAUUUAACAGAAGCUCUUUGCGGUUUUCAGUUUGUCCUCACUCAUCUUGAUGGCAGGCAGCUUCUCAUCAAAUCAAACCCUGGAGAGGUUAUUAAGCCUGAUCAGUACAAGGCAAUUAAUGACGAGGGCAUGCCACAGCACCAGAGGCAGUUCAUGAAAGGCCGGCUAUUUAUCCAUUUCAGUGUGGUAUUCCCUGAGUCAGGGGUUCUGUCUCCUGACAAGUGCCUAUCAUUGGAGGACAUACUGCUGCCUACGCCAGGCAAGCUCAAAAAAGAUGUGGCCCUGGAUGACUGUGAGGAAACCAUUUUGCAUGACGUCAACAUUGAGGAAGAAAUGAGGCGGAAAGAGCAGCAACGACAGCAGGAGGCUUACGACGAAGAUGAUGAUGAUGUGGCACCUCGUGUUGCAUGUAACCAGCAAUAAGGCAUUGAUUAGUCAUCAAAUUCCAGUAUUCACCGAGUCAUCCAAUAUCUGUGCUGCGUGGUUAUGCCUUUUGACUUGAAAUUUUGCUUCUAGCUAUCAUUUGUCUGGCUUUGCAGUUCUCUUUGCUUGCUUCUGUUUAGUUAAAAUGUUAUGUUAUCUAAGAUAUAAGACAUUUGAGUGUUCCAUUGCUGUCAUAGUUUCUUAUAUCGAUGUAUUCGUUUCUCCUCAAAUAUGUGUAUUUAGGUAUUCAUUUUGGUUUAACAUGGUGGUUCAUUUGUUUUUGUUGUUAUGAUACUGUUUAUAUUGAUGAAUGGUUUGCUCUGUUGAAUGGAAG